Oncorhynchus nerka (sockeye salmon) is the source of this 714-nucleotide messenger RNA. RefSeq lists its product as uncharacterized. The record is from RefSeq and is a predicted model, not a curated record. Bases 1 to 714 code for a protein of 237 amino acids. NCBI's taxonomy places the organism in Eukaryota, Metazoa, Chordata, Actinopteri, Salmoniformes, Salmonidae. The transcript has a single exon.
AUGGAGAGAGGAAGGGAGCGACGGGCCAUGGAGAGAGGAAGGGAGCGACGGGCCAUGGAGAGAGGAAGGGAGCGACGGGCCAUGGAGAGAGGAAGGGAGCGACGGGCCAUGGAGAGGAAGGGAGCGACGGGUCAUAGAGAGAGGAAGGGAGCGCAGGGCCAUGGAGAGAGGAAGGGAGCGCAGGGCCAUGGAGAAAGGAAGGGAGCGCAGGGCCAUGGAGAGAGGAAGGGAGCGACGGGCCAUGGAGAGAGGAAGGGAGCGACGGGCCAUGGAGAGAGGAAGGGAGCGACGGGUCAUAGAGAGAGGAAGGGAGCGCAGGGCCAUGGAGAGAGGAAGGGAGUGCAGGGCCAUGGAGAGAGGAAGGGAGCGACGGGCCAUGGAGAGAGGAAGGGAGCGCAGGGCCAUGGAGAGAGGAAGGGAGCGACGGGCCAUGGAGAGGGGAAGGGAGCGACGGGCCAUGGAGAGAGGAAGGGAGCGACGGGCCAUGGAGAGAGGAAGGGAGCGACGGGCCAUGGAGAGAGGAAGGGAGCGCAGGGCCAUGGAGAGAGGAAGGGAGCGACGGGCCAUGGAGAGAGGAAGGGAGCGACGGGCCAUGGAGAGAGGAAGGGAGCGCAGGGCAAUGGAGAGAGGAAGGGAGCGACGGGCCAUGGAGAGAGGAAGGGAGCGACGGGCCAUGGAGAGAGGAAGGGAGCGACGGCUCCGUUGAUAAAGUAG